Messenger RNA from Thecamonas trahens ATCC 50062, 594 nucleotides. RefSeq names its product endoribonuclease L-PSP. Bases 1 to 594 code for a protein of 197 amino acids. Gene Ontology annotation, cellular component: cytosol; mitochondrion. NCBI's taxonomy places the organism in Eukaryota, Apusomonadida, Apusomonadidae. The transcript has a single exon. Gene Ontology annotation, molecular function: deaminase activity. The record is from RefSeq and is a predicted model, not a curated record.
AUGUCGUCGACGUCAACCAACGGAAUCGGCUAUUGCUUCUCAGACCGGGCGCAGGGCAUUGCCAACUACCCGCACUGUCGGAGGGCCAACGGCCUCAUUUUCGUGUCGGGCAUCUCGUCGCGGCGGCUGGACAACACGUACGUGGGCGUGACCGAGCGGGCUGAUGGUGGCUUUGAUCUGGACAUUCGCGAGCAGACUCGUGCUGUCCUCGAUAACAUUGCCGUCAUUCUCGCCCGCGUCGGUGCCUCGCUCGACAACGUCAUCGAUGUCCAGGUCUUCCUCGUCGAUAUGAAGGACUACCCGGGCAUGAACGAGGUUUACAACGAGUACUUUGAUUCCGAGUCGGGGCCAAGCCGUACCACCGUCGCCGUCCACCAGCUGCCCAACCCGGCCAAGCUUCUGGUCGAGAUCAAGGUCAUCGCCCUCGACCCCUCGCCCGAGCCCGCCGUCUACGCCCCCGCUGCUCUCACCGCGCCUGCCGCUGCAUCCUGCCCGGUUGCCUCAUGCGCGUCGGUUGUUGCCUGUGCAGGCCUCACCAGCCUCGUCGUCGUUGGCGCUGCCGCGCUCGCUGGCAUGUUCUGGCACCGCCGCUGA